CGGUGAACCGCACCGUGGUCGUCAUGGCAGCUCUGCGUGGUCUGCUCCUUCUCUUCACCGCUUCUCUGGUUCUGGGAUACUCUCAAGACGUUCCGAACGACAUCCCAGCCUACGCCAGCUCUGACGAUGACAGCGGUUACCUGGGCGCUCUCGUAGACCUUUUGAACAACGGCCUGGCAGGCGCCCUAGAGCCAUCGAAACGUGGAACGGACGAGGACGGAGGAACGGACGAGGACGGAGGCCAGGAGGAAGGAGGAACGGACGAGGACGGAGGCGAGGAAGAAGGCUCCGAUGAAGGCCCUAAAGAAGUACCAGCACCCACGGAAAAGGCACCAACCUUUGACUGCGACGCCAACCAGACCGUGUCGUUCAACUGGAGAUGUGACGGCGAAGAAGACUGUGCCAACGGGAAGGACGAAGAAGACUGCGCCGGUUUCUGUGGGGACAAUGGCUACCCGUCAGCCGAGUGCGCAUGUGACAAGUGCAACUCUGCCCGAAACUCUCCCGUCUGUGCCUGUCCCUUCGCUGACUGUGAAUCAGACUUGCCGGAAUCUUGUGAUGGCGCAGAGACCUUCGAUGAGCCGCUGUUCGGACUGAGCGCUUUGGGUUCCAAACAUCCGUACGGCGGAAGGGUUGCCGCACCUUGCUACGAGACUAUUCAGUUGUUUUUCGUGGCCGACGGUUCGGCCAGUGUCGGCGCCAUGAAUUUUGAGCAGGUUAAGAAGUUCAUGAGCGACGCCGUGGACUCGUUUGUGAUCGGGCCCGGCCACACCACCGCUGCAGUCAUACAGUACGCCUACGACUACCGACACGAAAUAUAUCUGGGCCAAUACCAAGACAGCGUUUCUCUGAAGAACGCCAUCGCUUGCAUCCAGUACCUGGACGGCGGCGGCACGCAGACGGCAGCGGCCAUCAACGCCAUGGUGAACGCGGCUAUCCAGGUCCCCACUACCGGCAAGCGGAUGGGCAUGGUCAUCACUGAUGGGCGGAGUCAGGCGGGGAGGACGACUGUUCUGGACGCUUCCAACUAUGCUAGAGAUAACGGCUUCACCAUGUACGCUGUGGGAGUCGGUAACGCCGACAGCGCCGAGAUGCUCCAAAUCGCCGGCGACUCCAGCCGAGUCAUGCACGUUCAAGACCACUCCCAGCUGGUGUUUGAAACCCUCAGACCACAAAUACAAGGAGACUUCUGCCCAGAUUACACGAACUGGACCAUCUCCUGUAACGGAGACUCCAUGACGGUGGCCAUCCUGCGGUCCCGGAUGCCCUCGCUCUCCGCCACGGACCUGCACCUGACCGACCCCUCCUGCGGCGCCACGGACAACGGCACUCAUCUCGUCCUCACCAGCCCUCUCACCGGCUGUGGAACUUCUAGUUCCGAGCAACCUAACAACAUCGUGUACCGUAACCGUGUCACACAAGACUGGAAGAGACGGGCCCACAGUGAACCCAUCAUCAGGGACUGUGGGUUCAUCCUGGACUUCAGCUGUGAGCUGCCCCGACACAAGACCGUGGUGGCCGACUAUAACCCCAUCGUCCAGCCGGACCGCUACUCGGAGCGGGGAAACGGACAUAUUCACGCCAUUCUCAGGUUCUGUCGCGAGCCCGGCUGCCCGGCUUACAUCACGGAGUACCCGGUCAUGGCGCGUGUUUGUGAGGACAUCUAUGUGGAGAUCCAGCUCAUCACCGCCGAUCCCGACCUCAGCAUGCUGACGGAGCGCUGCGUGGCCAGGGACACACCGACAGUCGCCACCGGCACCACCGUGUACGAGCUCGUCAGAGAUGGCUGCCCCGUAGAUCCGACCUAUCACGAGUUAGCCGCUCCCAAUCACGCCACGGACCGCUUCAAGUUCGAGGCCUUCAAGUUCGUCACCGACUUCCCGAAAGUAUACCUGACCUGCGACCUUCUAGUCUGCAAGGCCUCUGAUCCUGCAAACAGGUGUGCCCAAGGCUGUCAGCGCAUGGUCAUACCGAUCGGGAAGCGGAAGCGGUCGGCGGACGACAGGAUGGAGCUGAGGCGGACCGUCGUCAGCGGGCCCCUGGUCAUGGAGAUAGACGGCGAUCGGAAAUACAUGGACACUAUCUGAGCAUCAGGUGCAGAAAGCCGACUUGCUGUCGACACCGUCAGCAAGAUGAAAGACUGACUUUUGCGAGUUUGAAGGAAAAAGAGUACUAAAUAUAUAAAUGUAUAUAAAUGUGAUGUGAGAAUAUCGUUUGUGAGAUUAUUAGAAAACAACGCGUUGUGGCAUGAUGUAUAUAGUAGAACGACAUUUCUGGUAGGGCAUUGUAUAAAUCUGUUAACAAUUUUGUACCAAUAUUGUCUUGUGAAUUAAAAAAAUGUCAUAGAAUGAAUUUA
Messenger RNA from Branchiostoma belcheri (Belcher's lancelet), 2356 nucleotides. RefSeq lists its product as uncharacterized. The transcript has 14 exons. NCBI's taxonomy places the organism in Eukaryota, Metazoa, Chordata, Leptocardii, Amphioxiformes, Branchiostomatidae. Gene Ontology annotation, molecular function: protein binding. The record is from RefSeq and is a predicted model, not a curated record. The coding region runs from base 24 to 2087 and encodes 687 amino acids.